This is a messenger RNA of Homalodisca vitripennis (glassy-winged sharpshooter), 1507 nucleotides long. RefSeq lists its product as uncharacterized. The record is from RefSeq and is a predicted model, not a curated record. Gene Ontology annotation, biological process: regulation of mitochondrial mRNA stability. NCBI's taxonomy places the organism in Eukaryota, Metazoa, Arthropoda, Insecta, Hemiptera, Cicadellidae.
UUUAGUUCACAUGUUUACAUUCAGCUGAACAUUGGCUGAGUUGUGAAUAGAAAAGUUGAUAUUGCCAAUACGAACGAUAUAAUGUUUGAGGUUAAAUCUUUAUUCGUUCAAUGUUUGGCAUCGUUAUAUUAUCUGUUUGUUUUAUUAUUAUUAUUAGAUUUGAUGUGUACGUUGAAAGUUUUAGGGGAUUAAAUUAGUUUUAUUCCAUAUGUAAGAAAAGUUUAAAUUUUAAUACAUAUAUCUGAGUAAAGUUGCGAAAACUCUUAUCCAAGAUAGAAAAAUGUUUGGGGCAGUAUCAACUUUAACAGGAUCAAUAGGGAGAUUUACAAGACUCAAGAACUUGUGCCAGCUGCAAAUGGUGAAAGGUGGAUGUUUUAUUCACACAGGCGCUGCAUUGAGUGUUCGAUUUAGAGACAUUGUACCAGAGCCAGUAGUGCCUGCAGGUUCUCAGGAUAUACUUCUUCAGAAUGUCCGUUCAGCCAAAGAUAGCAAUGCAGUACUUAAUGCUGUCAGUCGCCACCAUUCAAUCAUGAACAGUAAACAUGUUGUGCAAGCAUUGAAGUCUCUGUUUCUCCUACAGAAAGCUCAAAGUUCCCAAAUAUCAAACGGCCAAGUGAUAAACAGCAAAGACUUUCGGAAGCUGUGUGAAGUGCUGAAAUCACAGAUCCGCCACCUCGAACUAAAUGAUUUAAUUGAAGUUUUGAAGUGCAUGGGAUAUUUGGGUGUUCUGGCUGACACUAAGGUCAUGAACAUUCUUCUUGGGAUAUUGUCUAAGCAGGUUAAUGAUCUUACCCUUCAGCAAAUUACAUUCCUCGACUUCGUCAUGAAAGACUUCAAGUCAACUCCUCUUGUGAAAGCAUUGAAGAUCGCAUUGCCCAUUGUCUUUGAAGCCAACCUUCAGACUAAGUGUGAUUUUGACAAUGUGUCCCAGUUGAGUGAACUUUUGUCAUUUGUGUCUAAAAGAAAGAAUAUGGAGAGAAGCACACAGCUGUUAGUGAAUGCUCUGAAUAACAGAAGAGACCAGUUAAGUUUAAAAGAAGCAACAAAUAUUGUUUAUGCGCUCUGUGACAAUAAGUUUUAUAGUGGAAACUUCCAGACUCUAUUUUGUUAUACAUUAGAUAUAAUUACCGAUUCUCUCGAUAGCAUGGACUUUUAUGAGAUGGAAUCAAUUCUGUCAAGACUCUAUUGGAAACAUUCUGAUUCAAAUGGUAACACUUCCUACUACCAUGAGGGGUACUGUAACGGUUGUGCUCAUAUGGUUAUAAAGAAAGAUUAUAGUUUUGAACACACUUUGUGGAUUCUAAAGAAACUUAUUAAGUUUAACCAUUAUCACCUGCCUUUGCUGGAUCACAUUGCAAAGAGGGUGGAGCGUGAGCCUUGGCAAUUGGAGCAGUUUGGUGCAACAGGCUUCAUUGCAUUCCUCAGUGCUUUUUCCACGGCAGACUAUAAGCCUCCCAACUGGAAUAUCAUAAAGCCUCUUAUCAUCAAAGCCUGUGAGGAUUUGUCG